CUGAAACAGCUGUGGUUGUAAUUAGGUGGAAGUGUGGUUGGCUAUUAUUUAUUCCGGUUAUGAUUACUCUGGGACCAGCUCCUCUGAUUGGCGGCUUGGCGGGGAAGGCUCCCCUCUCUCCUAACCACCCAUCAGUCUUUAGAAUUGUUGGUGCCCGUCUGCUGGGGAGGACCUCUGGGUGUGGCUUUGUCCACCCUGGUUAUCUGCUAUGGGCUGCUCAGCCCGUUAGCCCCUUCCCCGCCAGCCACGGUGACGCCUAAGGUCCCAGCAGCCUAAGCCCAGCAACGGGCUCCUGAGCUGCUCAGUGGGGGGCCUGCCACGUAUCCAUGUGGCCUGGAUGCCCCUUGCCCUUGUGGCUUGCCUGAGCUGAACUGUCUCAGCGUCCAGGAAUGUAGACUUCCCUGCCAGUCUGAGCUCAGACUGGCAUGAAACUUAGGGGGUGCCAAGUGACACCAGAUUGGGUCCAUAGGCUGGGGGCAGGGGUGUGGACAAAUUGGGAGGGUGGUUCUAGGGCGCACCGGGGCUCCGGCGUCUGCGGCACGGCAGGCGUGUAGUGUGGCCAGGCGGGGCAGUGCUGUGAGCCGGGCUCAGGCGCACGUGGGCACUCCUGCGGCUCUGCACACUCCUGGUGCCCCUGGCUACAUUUCUGGCUCCCACAUACCCUGCCCUCUCCAUGUAGUCACGCUUACUGGGCAGGACUGGGCUUGCGCCUACUGCCUGGGAAUGUGCUUGGCUGAGCAGGGCCCAUUGGCCCUAGGCUUGGCUGGAUUCCAGAGAAGACCUAGGAGCAGGAGGAUGUCAGGCCAGAGGGUGCUUUGUCAGAAAGAGGGUGAUGGCUCUCCCUAGGCCACACAAUGAUAAGGAGGGUGAUAACGAGUCGGAGCCAGGAAGCAAAAUCUGGUUCCUCCGGGGGCAUCUAAGUGAUUCCUGGUUUUCCCCUGUCCCUUCUCUCAGGGCUUUUUUUGAUCCUGGAAAUUGCUGCCUCUCAAACUGACUUUUCCACCCAGGGGGCAGAUAGAUGGAUCAUUGGUACGGGUUGAAGGGACAUGGGUGUCUGUGUUUUCUGAAGAACCUCCCUUCACAGGACGUCCUCACAUACGUCGUCUUAUUCCCUCUGCAAGGCUGUAUGUUGUGCCUGGGCCAGUCCACCUUCCUCCGCUUUAACCACCCCGCCGAAGCCAAGUGGAUGAAGAGCAUGAUCCCGGCAGGGGGCCGGGCCCCAGGGCCCCCCUACAGUCCUGGCUCAGCAGAGUCAGAAAGCCUGGUGAAUGGGAACCAUACCCCGCAGCCUGCAACACGGGGACCCCCCGCCUGUGCCAGCCACAGUUCCCUGGUGAGCUCUAUUGAGAAGGACCUGCAGGAAAUCAUGGAUUCACUGGUGCUAGAGGAGCCUGGAGCUGCCGGCAAGAAGCCUGCCGCGACUUCCCCGCUGUCGCCCAUGGCUAAUGGUGGGCGCUACUUGCUGUCCCCCCCGACCAGCCCUGGCGCCAUGUCUGUGGGCUCCAGCUAUGAGAACACCUCUCCAGCCUUCUCGCCGCUCUCCUCACCAGCCAGCAGUGGAAGCUGUGCCAGCCACUCACCCGGUGGGCAGGAGCCAGCGCCUUCCAUGCCCCCACUGGUGCCUGCCCGCUCCUCUAGCUACCAUCUGGCCCUGCAGCCCCCACAGUCCCGACCGAGCGGUGCCCGCGCCUCUGAGAGCCCCCGCUUGGGCAGGAAAGGGGGUCACGAGAGGCCUCCCAGUCCUGGCCUCCGAGGUCUGCUGACAGACAGCCCUGCAGCCACUGUCUUGGCGGAGGCCCGCAGAGCCACUGAGAGCCCCCGGCUGGGUGGACAGCUGCCCGUGGUGGCUAUCAGCCUGAGCGAGUACCCAGCUUCCGGGGCCCGGAGCCAACCCACCAGCAUUCCUGGCAGCCCCAAGUUCCAGCCGCCAGUCCCCGCUCCCCGAAACAAGAUCGGCACGCUCCAGGACCGGCCCCCCAGCCCUUUCCGUGAGCUGCCGGGCACCGAGCGCGUGUUGACGACCAGCCCCUCACGCCAGCUGGUGGGCCGAACAUUUUCAGAUGGGUCAGCCACCCGCACCUUGCAGCGUCCCGAGAGUCCCCGCCUGAGCCGGCGGGGUCCGGACAGUAUGCGGGAGCUCCCUCCGCUGAGCCCGUCUCUGUCCCGGAGGGCGCUCUCCCCCAUGCCCACCAGGACUGUGCCAGACCCCAAGCUCACCAGAGAAGUGGCAGAGAGCCCCCGGCCCCGGCGCUGGGCCGCCCACGGGGCCUCAGCAGAGGACUUCUCACUGACCCUGGGGGCGCGGGGCCGGAGGACACGGAGCCCCUCACCCACGCUUGGGGAGUCCCUGGCGCCCCGCAAGGGCAGCUUCAGUGGCAGGCUGAGCCCGGCCUACAGUCUGGGCUCUCUGACUGGGGCUUCGCCGCGCCAGAGCCCCCGCACCCAGAGGAAGCUGUCCAGUGGGGACUUGCGGGUGCCCGUCACUCGGGAGCGGAAAAAUAGCAUCACGGAGAUCAGUGACAAUGAGGACGACCUCCUGGAGUACCACCGGCGGCAGCGCCAAGAACGGCUCUGGGAGCAGGAGAUGGAGAGGCUGGAACGCCAGCGCCUGGAGACCAUCCUGAACUUGUGUGCUGAGUACAGCCGGGCCGACGGGGGGCCCGAGGCCGGGGAGCUGCCCAGCAUUGGGGAAGCCACCGCAGCGUUGGCCCUGGCAGGCCGGAGGCCCUCACGGGGCCUUUCAGGCACUGCUGGGGCCUCUGGGCGGAGCACUGAGGAGCCUGGAGGUGCCCCCCAACGCCUGUGGGAGUGUGUGGAACGCUCGGACGAGGAGAAUCUCAAGGAGGAGUGCAGCAGCACGGAGAGCACGCAGCAGGAGCAUGAGGAUACACCUGGCGCCAAGCUGCAGGGGGAGGUGCUGGCCCUGGAAGAGGAGCGCGCUCAGGUGCUGGGGCGUGUGGAGCAGCUCAAGGUCCGCGUGAAGGAGCUGGAGCAGCAGCUGCAGGAGUCGGCCCGAGAGGCUGAAAUGGAGCGGGCGUUGCUGCAGGGGGAGAGGGAGGCAGAGUGGGCGCUGCUGCAGAAGGAGCAGAAGGCGGUGGACCAGCUUCAGGAGAAGUUGGUGGCCUUGGAGACCGGCAUCCAGAAGGAGAGGGACAAGGAGAGGGCGGAGCUGGCCACGGGACGGAGGCACCUGGAGGCCCGCCAGGCGCUCUACGCCGAGCUCCAGACGCAGCUCGAUAACUGCCCCGAGUCAGUGCGGGAACAGUUACAGGAGCAGCUGAGAAGGGAGGCCGAGGCCCUGGAGACGGAGACAAAGCUGUUUGAGGACUUGGAGUUCCAGCAGCUGGAGAGGGAGAGCCGUGUGGAGGAGGAGCGGGAGCUGGCAGGCCAGGGGCUGCUACGGAGCCAGGCCGAGCUGCUCCGAAGCAUCACCAAGAGGAAGGAGCGCCUGGCAGUGCUGGACAGCCAGGCGGGGCAGAUCCGGGCCCAGGCCGUGCAGGAGUCCGAGCGCCUGGCGCGGGACAAGAACGCGUCCCUGCAGCUGCUGCAGAAGGAGAAGGAGAGACUGGCCGCGCUGGAGGGGAGGCACCGCGCGCUCACAGGAGGCAGACCCUUCCCGAAGACCACAUCCACCCUCAAAGAGGAGUAUGUGAGCCUGGCUGAGGUUCUCCAGUUGUGCUUCCGCUCGGACCCCCAUGCUUCUGCCACCUCCCCCAGCGCGCUCGCCCAGCCCCUGCCUGACAGUGAGUACGUGACGCUUGAGCAGCUAAAGGCGAUGUGGGGCACCUCGCCCAUGCCCACAGCCCCUGCGCCAGGCCUGCCCUUCUGGGCCUCUGCCUCCCGGGACCUGGUUCCCACCACCUGCCUUCCUCCCGCGCUGCCCUCUUCCUCCUCCUUCGCUUCUCUCACGCCUUCACCCAAGAUGGAGGAGCUGCUGCUCCCUGCCGUAGACUUAGAGCAGUGGUACCAGGAGUUGAUGGCCGGGCUGGGGACCGGCCCCGCUGCAGCCUCCCCGCGCUCCUCUCCCCCGCCUCUGCCCGCCAAAGCUUCCCGGCAGCUGCAGGUUUACCGCUCCAAGAUGGAUGGUGAGGCUACCAGCCCCCUGCCUCGGACCCGCAGCGGCCCCCUCCCCUCUUCCUCUGGUUCUUCCUCCUCUUCCUCCCAGCUCAGCGUGGCUACCCUGGGCCGGAGCCCCUCCCCAAAGAGCGCUCUACUCGCCCAGAACGGGACAGGCAGCCUUCCUCGCAACCUGGCGGCCACGCUGCAGGACAUCGAGACCAAGCGCCAGCUGGCCCUGCAGCAGAAGGGCGAGUCGCUUCCUGCCGAGCCCCCCCCAGCCGACAACCCAGCAGGACAGCAGGUGAUCGACGAGCAACGGCGGCGCCUGGCCGAGCUGAAGCAGAAGGCUGCGGCUGAGGCGCAGUGCCAGUGGGAUGCCCUGCACGGGGCGGCCCCCUUCCCGCCAGGCCCCUCCGGCUUCCCCCCGCUCGUGCACCACUCCAUCCUGCACCACCUGCCGGCCGGCCGGGAGCGCGGGGAGGAUGGCGAGCACGCCUACGACACGCUGAGCCUGGAGAGCUCGGACAGCAUGGAGACCAGCAUCUCCACGGGCGGCACCUCGGCCUGCUCGCCCGACAACAUGUCCAGCGCCAGCGGCCUGGACGUGGGCAAGAUCGAGGAGAUGGAGAAGCUGCUGAAAGAAGCACACGCGGAGAAGAGCCGGCUCAUGGAGUCCCGGGAGCGGGAGAUGGAGCUCCGGCGGCAGGCCCUGGAGGAGGAGCGGAGGCGGCGCGAGCAGGUGGAACGGCGGCUGCAGAGCGAGAGCGCCAGGAGGCAGCAGCUGGUGGAGAAGGAGGUCAAGAUGCGGGAGAAACAGUUUUCCCAGGCACGACCCCUGACCCGCUACCUGCCAAUCCGGAAGGAGGACUUUGACUUGAAGACCCACAUUGAGUCGUCGGGCCACGGCGUCGAUACCUGCCUGCACGUGGUUCUUAGCAGCAAGGUCUGCCGCGGCUACUUGGUCAAGAUGGGCGGCAAGAUCAAAUCGUGGAAGAAGCGCUGGUUUGUCUUCGACCGGCUCAAGCGCACCCUUUCCUAUUACGUGGACAAGCAUGAGACGAAGCUGAAAGGGGUCAUCUACUUCCAGGCCAUCGAGGAAGUGUACUAUGACCACCUGCGCAGCGCGGCCAAGAAGAGGUUUUUCAGCUUCACUGUGGUGACUGAGAGCCCGAACCCAGCCCUCACCUUCUGUGUGAAGACCCACGACCGGCUGUACUACAUGGUGGCCCCGUCCGCGGAGGCCAUGCGCAUCUGGAUGGACGUCAUCGUCACCGGAGCGGAGGGCUACACUCAGUUCAUGAACUGAGCGCCUGCUGCGCUGCUCUGCCCCUGGAGACGGCGGCACUCGCGGCCCCAGGCCCUGCAGGAGCGCUCCCAGAGGGCCUGGAGGGCGGCGUGCCACUGGGGCUUUUGUACAAGACUUCCUACCGUUCUGUAAGGAGCCGGUCCUGUGAACGUGAGCUCAGGCCCCCUAAAGAAUCAGCCAGCAGAGAGAAAGUGGGACGGCUCCUGGGAACUCAGACUUUGCAAUAACCCUUCAGGGUCCCACCCCAGGGCCGCCGGGGCCGCGGCGCUGGCACAGAGUGGGCCUUGGGCUCGGACCCGGCACCUGUGCUCCCCAGCCUGUGUUCUCUUUCGCAAAGGAAAAAUUAUGGUACCAGAAUCUGCCAAAGAUCCCCUCUUGCCUCAGCCCCCCCCGUUGCAGGGGCUUUGGGGGCUGAGAGCCACAUCCAGAGUGGGGUGACAGCUCAGGCGCUGUACUUCUCAAGCCCCGCUCUACCCUGCUCUCCUGCAGUUUUGUUAUUACUUUGUUCAAGGGCCAGAGACCUCAAGUGUCAUCCUUGAGGUCCCAACCCCAUCCCCUUUUUGCAGACCCCAAACCCUGAUCUCCAUAGUGACUGCUUCAUCGCCACGGUUACUCAUGGGCGUGGCUCUGUGGCUCCGCCCAUGCUUCAACCAUGGGCCUGAGGGUACUUACUGCCAUCUCUCCAGCCCAGGACCCUGUACAUCUCACUCUGCGGGGAAAGGGACCAAACACCCCCCACCUGCCCGCCCCCCAGUCCAGCCCUCUCCCUUCCACUCGUGCCUUGCUUAGAGCCAGAAGGGACGAAGCUUGGACAUCCAGAGACUGCAGGAGGAGGGAAGCAGAGUGGAGAGGCAACUAGACGGGUUCUGACAGGGAUGGAGGGCUGCUCAGAGGCCCCGGGGGAGGAAUCCGAGCAGGAGAGGAGGCAGCAGAGGGAGAUGACCCUGAGGUCGGGCUGCCCUCCCUUCAGCCUCGGAAGGGGGACAGAAAUGGAGAGCAGAGGACCAGGCCACCAGCUGUCUGGCCUCGGCCCUUCACGCCUUAACACUAAGCCCACCUCCCUGCCCACCACUGGGCCACGGCUGCUGGGCCCUGGGCGGGGGGAUUUGCAGUAUUUGUAAGCAUCUCAACAGAACAAUAAAGCAUUUGGAGUAUG
Ailuropoda melanoleuca (giant panda) is the source of this 6521-nucleotide messenger RNA. RefSeq names its product pleckstrin homology like domain family B member 1 (gene PHLDB1). Gene Ontology annotation, cellular component: basal cortex. Lineage: Eukaryota; Metazoa; Chordata; Mammalia; Carnivora; Ursidae. The record is from RefSeq and is a predicted model, not a curated record. Gene Ontology annotation, biological process: regulation of microtubule cytoskeleton organization. The coding region runs from base 1019 to 5365 and encodes 1448 amino acids. The transcript has 24 exons. Gene Ontology annotation, molecular function: protein binding.